Messenger RNA from Stylonychia lemnae, 594 nucleotides. The record is from the annotation of a GenBank genome assembly. NCBI's taxonomy places the organism in Eukaryota, Ciliophora, Spirotrichea, Sporadotrichida, Oxytrichidae.
AUGGCUCUUAUUCAUUUCGUCUCACUAACAUAAAAUGAGAAUAAUGUGCAAGGAAUUAAACUAGAGGCAGCAGCGAUAAAGAAGAGACCUAAACAGAGAUCCCAUUCAAGAGAUAUUGUGAAUUCCUUCCCAGCAGGUUUUAUCGAAGGUUUCACUAGAUUCAGCACCUUUGGCAAACCAGACUGUACUGAACAGGGAAUGCAAUUGUUCAGAUACCUUAAGUAGUUGGAAACUGCAUUUGAAAGAACCAACAACGAGGACGACCAGAAAAAUAUGAUGCAGGUCUAUUUCGAUUUAUAGCUCAAGUGUAAUUAUAUCUCUAGCUUCGAAGGUGUAGUAGUUAACAAAUUAUUAAGAGAUCAGAUUAUGAAGCAAGAAUGGAUGAAGUAUGGACUCAGACAAUUCUUGACAGAUGCAAUGAUAGUUGUUGAGCUUUUCAUCAACUUCUUCGAUGAUUUCCUCGCUUCUCAAAUGACUAUAACUGCUGCCUAAGUGCAUGAGGAUCCUUUUAAUUUUGGAGUAAUUCUGGGUAAAAUUGCUAAGGACAUUGCAAUAUAUUUCCUACAAGGCUGGCAUGAGUAUUUCAUGGAGUGA